Messenger RNA from Parnassius mnemosyne (clouded apollo), 774 nucleotides. The record is from the annotation of a GenBank genome assembly. NCBI's taxonomy places the organism in Eukaryota, Metazoa, Arthropoda, Insecta, Lepidoptera, Papilionidae.
AUGGGUUCCCUAUCCGUAGUUCUAUUGGCUUUAUGCCUCGCAGCUGUCUCGGCUGUGCCCGAGAAGCAACAAAAGAUUGUCGGUGGAUCAGUUACAAAUAUUGAGCAAUAUCCUUUUGCUACACCUUUGUUGUACUCGUGGAAUUCAGCUAGCUAUAGGCAAGCUUGUGGUGGUACCAUUAUCAACAACAGAGCUAUCCUCACUGCGGCUCACUGCACGGUCGGGGACUCACCUAACAGAUGGCGUAUACGUGUUGGUUCCACAUGGGCCAACAGUGGCGGUACCGUUCACAACUGUGCUCAAAUCAUCAACCACCCUAACUACAAUGGUCGUACGUUCGACAACGAUGUUUCUGUAAUGCGUGCUGCCUCCACCUUCUCUUUCAGCAAUAGUGUUCGAGCUGCAAGUAUUGCUGGUGCCAACUACAACCUCGGUGACAAUCAGGCUGUAUGGGCUAUUGGAUGGGGAACCACUUCGGUUGGAGGAUCUGCUUCUGAGCAACUGCGCCGUGUUCAGAUCUGGACUGUCAACCAAGCUACAUGCAGAAGCCGCUACGCUGAAGUAGGCAUGACUAUCACAGACAACAUGUUGUGUUCUGGAUGGCUCGAUGUCGGCGGUCGUGACCAGUGCCAGGGUGACUCCGGUGGCCCUCUUAUCCACAACAAUGUCAUUGUCGGUGUAUGCUCAUUUGGUCAACAGUGCGCUCUUGCCCGAUACCCUGGUGUCAACGCUCGCGUUUCUCGCUACACAUCCUGGAUUCAAUCAAACGCUUAA